GCUGCUGCUGCGGCUGCUGCUGCUGCUGCCUCAACCUGCAGUACGUCCGCACCCUGCCCGGCAUGCUCAGGCUGGCCCAGCUGGCCCUGUCCUGGCUGUGCAACUGGCUGGUGGGGCGCUACGCGCUGAGGGUGGCCGCCACGCUGGGCAGCGCCAUGCCCUCCUUCUUCCUGGCCACGGCAGGCGGCGCGCUGGGCUGCAGCCUCCUCCUGGCAGUGGCCCUGCUGUCCACCAAGAGUGUCGCCCUCCUUAGAGCCUCUCUCUUUGAAAUCGCUUUCCAUGCGACAGCUGUGGGGCUGUAUGCCAGCCAGUCGUCCUACCUACAUGUAGCAACGUCGAUCUACUUGGAGCCGUACAAAAAUGAUCUGGAAGCUUACACCUACCCAGCCAUCGUGACAUCUUAUUGGCUGGGCUAUUUUCUAGCUGCAUUGCAUAGUUUAGAUACUGUGUACGCUCUAAAGCAUUAUGGAAGAUCUCGCCGCUAAGUUCCUUUCUCCUGUACAAGACUUGCCAAAGACUGGCCACCCAAUGCAUUUCUGUUGUAUAAAGUAAGAUUCAUUCUGUGAUAAGUAAAUACCUAAUUUAAGGAUAUCGAACUAAUUUUACAAGUUUACUAAUAUUUUUAAUAAUAAUCAGCUAGUAACAUAGCAUGUUUAUAAAAUAUAAAACUCAUUUAAUUCCUUAUUCAACAAAUGUUGAUCCCAGAAUAAUAACCAAA
Molecule: messenger RNA, 718 nt
Organism: Thrips palmi
Lineage: Eukaryota; Metazoa; Arthropoda; Insecta; Thysanoptera; Thripidae
Gene: sing
Product: protein singles bar
Exons: 4
Coding region: 63-485 (140 amino acids)
Source: RefSeq, a predicted model, not a curated record